Vespa crabro (European hornet) is the source of this 3095-nucleotide messenger RNA. RefSeq names its product 3-oxoacyl-[acyl-carrier-protein] synthase, mitochondrial. The transcript is spliced from 3 exons. The coding region runs from base 1594 to 2922 and encodes 442 amino acids. Lineage: Eukaryota; Metazoa; Arthropoda; Insecta; Hymenoptera; Vespidae. The record is from RefSeq and is a predicted model, not a curated record. Gene Ontology annotation, biological process: fatty acid biosynthetic process. Gene Ontology annotation, molecular function: 3-oxoacyl-[acyl-carrier-protein] synthase activity.
UUUUAAUUUUAUUUUUUUGUUCUAGAAUAUCAUUACAUAUACUUGAUAUAAUUGAGUGUUGUAUCGCUGAAAUAAAAACCAAAAAAUGACAAAGUAGAAACGAUACUUGUUUGUUUACAUUUCGCGAUUUAAAUAACAAGUAUAUUUUCAUCGACUGCGUGCAAUACAGUUAUUAGAAUCAGUGUUUAUUAACAAAGUUUUUUUUUUAACAGUCAUAUAGACUGUAUUUAUACCAAACAAUAGAGUUUCGCGAAAUAAAUUUAAUGAUCAUCUAUUAAUAAAUAUCACAUAUUAGAGUCAGUGCAUCAUUGAAUCUCAACCAAUUUCGAUGUUGAUUUAUCUCAUUUUUAACGACAAUCUCAAUCAAUCAUCCUCAAUUUCGAACUAAAUAGCGGACAAGUGCUUUAGAGCCAUUAUAGAAUUUUUUAAGUAAUAAGUUAAUUCUGAAAUCUCUCCGAUAAUUCAAUUGAGGACAUAAAGUACGGAUCGGCACGAGUAAUUAAUUGUAAUUAAUUAAUAGAAGAGUAUUGAGUGACCACGAGUAAAUUUCUUCGGAGAUCUUCUACUCGUGAAUGGUUCCUUAUUUUUUGAUUUAUUAAAUCAGAAUAGGGUCUUCUUGUUUCGUACGUUCAUACGUACGUUUUAGAAACAUCACUUUUAAAAGAGAAAAUUCGAAUAGAGUCAUUGCUAAAGUACAAGGAGACUUGUAAAAAUAAUUCUACAACGAGCUAUAAAGCUCGUAAGUACUAAAAUAAAUUAAUUAAUUUUUAAUCCAGGAUUUACAGUAAUUAAUAUACUAAUUCCCGUUUCUCCUCCUAUCCUUUUUCGAUCUUUCGACGAAUAAAUAUAUUUCGAUUAAAAUGCAGUAAUCAUUUUUUAUGCAAAGAUUUCAGGUUUUCUCUUUUUUGGGUUCCGUUAGAGUUACAAUAAAGCUGUCAGUUUUUUUUCACAUUUUAAAAUUAGAGACUAAUUAAAUAGAUCUCGCGAUAUACACACUAAUUCGAUUGUUAAAUUAUUUAUGAGAGAUAUGUAACCUACAUAAGCUUAUAUACUAAUGCAAUAAAUGCAUAAUGAAAACAGUUUCUCUAUUGCGCUUGUAAUUCAUAUUUUGUCUAUACCUUAUCGCUGGAGUCACGUACACUACGAACGAAAAGUGAUGAACAGCCUUAUGUACAUUUAUGUAUUUAUAGUAUAUAUAUAUAUAUAUAUAUAUAUAUGUAAGAAUUGUGUAUCUAAGAAUGGCAUUAAUACUUGAAUAAUGAUAUUAUUUUGUGACAUAUGUCCACCAUUCGUAUUAAUUAUUUUUAUUGGUUGUCAUAUUUAAAUAAACAGAUUUUGAUUCAUGUUUCUUUCACAUUAUUAUAAAUGUAUACACAUGCCGUGUAGUAGAAUAUAUACAUGAAAUGAUAAAAAUUUAUAGAUAUUUUUAAUUGCAAUUAAGCCGGAAAAGAAAUAUCUAUAUAAUUUAUUUUACACAUUUAUCAAGAAACGAUGCGAGUUGCAGUUUACUGUAGAAAAACUGAAACACCGAUAUAAUACAAAACAUAACCUACAAAACGAUACUUGUUUGAGUUUUCUUGUUUUGCAAGUGAAAUGUUUUGUCCUAUUAAAUAUUUUAAACGAGGCCGAUCGAUGACAACUGCCGUUAGAUGUAAACGACGAGUUGUUAUUACCGGGUUAGGGCUUGUAUGUCCUCUUGGAGUUGGUGUACAGAAUGCUUGGAAGAAUCUUCUUGAAUCUAAGUCUGGAAUAAUCAAAUUGUCUGAUGUAGAUUAUGAUAAACUACCUUGUAGAGUAGCUGCUCUGAUACCUAAGGGAGAUCAAUCACACGAAUUAAAUAUAAACAAAUACUUUUCUAAGAGCGAAUUAAGAACAAUGUGUUCUGCAACAGCUUAUGCAUUGAUAUCUUCUGAAGAAGCUCUGUCUGAUGCGAAAUGGAAACCAGAAGAAGAAAAUGAUAAAAGAGAUACAGGAGUAGCUGUUGGUAUUGGAAUGAUUGAUUUAGUAGAUGUAUGUGCGACGUAUGAAGCUUUAAAAAAAGGAUAUAGCAAAGUCAGUCCCUAUUUCGUACCACGAAUUCUACCAAAUAUGGCAGCAGGUCAUAUUAGUAUUAAAUAUGGAUUUCGAGGACCCAAUCAUUGCGUAUCAACUGCUUGUGCAACUGGAGCACAUGCUAUUGGUGAUGCAUUUCGUUUUAUACGUGGUGGUGAUACUAGCGUUAUGGUUUGUGGUGGAGCUGAAGCAUGUAUCAGUCCAUUAGCUGUUGCAGCGUUUUGUCGUCUUCGUGCACUUAGUACUUCCAAAAAUGAUUCACCCUAUGAAGCAUCAAGACCAUUUGACAGAGAUAGAGAUGGUUUUGUAAUGGGAGAAGGGUCUGCUAUACUAGUAUUAGAAGAAUUAAAUCAUGCUCUCAGUAGACAGGCUCCAAUAUAUGCAGAAAUUCUCGGAUAUGGACUCUCAGGAGAUGCAGCACACAUAACAGCACCUAGUGAAGAUGGUACUGGUGCUUUGUUAGCAAUGGAUAGAGCAGUAAAAGAUGCUGGUAUAGAAAUAUCAGAAAUUACAUAUAUAAAUGCACAUGCUACUUCAACUCCAUUGGGUGAUACCAUUGAAUUAAAAGCUGUAGAAUCUCUUAUGGGAGAACAUAGUAAAAACGUGUUUGUAUCUAGUACAAAAGGAGCGCAUGGACAUUUAUUAGGUGCUGCAGGAAAUUUAGAAGCUGCUUUUACGAUUUUAGCUAUAAAAGAUGCUGUGAUUCCACCUACAUUAAAUUUACAUAAUUUGGAUAUAAAGACAAGCUUACAUUUUGUACCUAAUGUAAAGAAAAAUUGGUUUGCUACUGGAAGACGAGUAGCUCUAAAGAAUGCUUUCGGUUUUGGCGGAAUAAAUGCGUGUCUCUGUUUUGCAGAAUAUAUUGCUUAAAAAAAGGUUAAAUAUUAGGCAUUUUACCAAACUAAAAAAGCAUAAUAUGCUGUACAUGCUCGAUAAGCGGGCGUUAUUUUAUACAGGAAUAAUAAUAAAAUCAUUGUAAAUACCUUUGUACAUUUGCUGUAAACAAAUUUAGAAAAAAAAAAAAUAUUCGAUAAUGAAUCUAA